CUGCAGCGGAAGUGUCGUCCCACAUUGAGUUUCCUGUGAAUGGGAUAAAAUAAAACGUCGAUGAAUUAAAUGUUUUUAAUUCAUGAAUAAACAGUUAAUAAAUAUUAUUUCAUUUAUCAUCGAUAGAUUUCAGAUCAUCAAUGCUGGCGGACUCAGUGGGCGGCGGUCGGUGUCGGGGGAGGAAACGGUCAGCAGCAGUGGGCGGGGUGGACUCCAGUGGGCGUGGCCGCAGCAGCACACCUGCAGCACAGAUUAGAAGAAAAGCUGCUGAGACUGAGGAAGAGGAAGAUCAGUCUGAGAAAAAGUUCAGAAAAUGUGAGAAAUCAGGAUGUCCAGCCACGUAUCCUGUGUGUUUCGCAAGUGCAUCUGAGAGAUGCGCUAAAAACAGCUACACAUCCCGCUGGUAUCAUCUGUCGUGCGGUGAGCACUUCUGUAAUGAAUGUUUUGACCACUACUACAGAAGUCAUAAAGACGGAUACGAGACAUACUCCUCUUGGAAGAGGGUUUGGACCAGUAAUGGGAAAAGUGAACCCAGUCUCAAAGCCUUCAUGGCCGACCAGGAGCUGCCCUACUGGGUUCAGUGCACUAAAGCAGACUGUGGAAAAUGGCGUCAGUUGAGUAAAGAGACACAGCUGACGGCGGCGCUGGCAUCAUCGUACCGUUGCGGCAUGAAGCUUAACAGUGUUAAAACUGAAGGAUGUGACGUGUGCUCUCAGCCAGAAGAUGGGCGAGUGGCGGGCGUGACGGACAGCUGGUGGCACUCGAUGUUGAUUCUACCGCCGCUGUUUAAGGACAGUUUGGCCAGUCCAUUUCUCUCAUCAUAUUACCCGGACUGUGUGGGCAUGAGUCCGUCUGGCUCCACCUGCAGGCGGCGGCACGCAUCCCAACCUCACGUGCCUGGACUCUCUCCGUAUUUCCAGCCGUUCUACCAGCCGAACGAAUGUGGAAAAGCACUGUGUGUGAGACCCGACAUGAUGGAGCUGGAUGAGCUGUAUGAGUUCCCAGAAUUCUCCAGAGAUCCCACCAUGUAUCUGGCAUUGAGGAACCUGGUGCUGGCAGCCUGGCACAGAGAUUGCAAGGAGGUUCUGACAGCACAGAAAUGUGCUCCUCACGUGAUUGUUCGUGGAUUGGUGCGAAUCCGCUGCGUGCAGGAGCUGGACAGGAUUCUGUGUUUUAUGACCCGGAAAGGUUUGAUCAACACCGGAGCUCUCCCGGUCUCCCGGCCUCUUCUGCCCCACGCUCAGCACAGCAAGGUGUUGGUCAUCGGUGCAGGGGCCGCAGGUCUUGCUGCAGCUCGGCAGCUUCAGAACUUUGGCAUGCAGGUGGUGGUUUUAGAGGCCAGGGAGAGAAUUGGUGGGAGAGUUUGGGAUGACGUGUCACUGGGCGUACCUGUCGGACGUGGCGCUCAGAUUGUAAACGGCUGUGUGAAUAACCCCAUUGCUCUGAUGUGCGAACAGUUAGGCAUGAGGAUGCACAAGUUGGGCAUGCGCUGUGAGCUGAUUCAAGAGGGCGGGCACAUCACAGAUCCAGCUGUAGACAAGCGCAUGGACUUCCAUUUUAACGCUGUACUGGACGCCGUGUCUGAAUGGAGGAAAGACAAGUCACAGUGCCACGAUGCACCGCUUGGGGAGAAGAUCCAGGAAGUUUAUAAGGCAUUCCUGAAGGAGUCUGGGCUUAACUUUACUGACCUGGAGGAAAAAGUUUUCCAUUUUCAUCUGAGCAAUCUGGAAUAUGCCUGUGGGAGUACAUUGGACCAGGUGUCAGCUCGCUCGUGGGAUCACAACGAAUGUUUUGCUCAGUUUUCGGGGGAUCACACGCUUCUCCCUGGUGGAUAUGAGUCUGUACUGCACAAACUUGCAAAGGGCCUUGACAUCCGACUCAAUACUGCGGUUCAGUGUGUGGAGUAUUCUGGAGAUGAGGUAAAGGUGACGUGUACGAGUGGCCGUCAAUGGAGCGCACAAAAGGUUCUGGUGACGGUUCCACUGGCUCUGCUACAGAAGAAUAUCAUUCAGUUCAAUCCUCCACUGCCUGACAGGAAACUCAAAGCCAUUCACAGUCUGGGCGCUGGAGUUAUAGAGAAAAUUGCCCUACAGUUCCCUCACCGCUUCUGGGACAGUAAGAUCCAGGGAGCUGAUUAUUUUGGGCACGUACCACCCUGUCCAGAGAGGAGAGGACUGUUCAGUGUCUUCUAUGAUUUGUGUCCUCAAGGUAAAGAGUGUGUGCUGAUGUCAGUGAUCACAGGAGAAGCUCUGGCGCUGGUGCGAGAUCUUCAGGAUUGUCAGGUGGUAGAUCUGUGUGUGGAUGUCCUCAGGAAGAUCUUUCAAGAGCAGGAAGUUCCAGAUCCGGUCAAAUACUUUGUGACACACUGGAGCAGAGACUCGUGGUCUCAGAUGUCUUACAGCUACGUGAAGACAGGGGGCAGCGGCGAGGCAUACGACAUCAUUGCCGAGGAUGUUCAAGGAAAGGUCUUCUUCGCUGGUGAGGCCACGAACAGACACUUUCCUCAGACUGUGACAGGAGCGUAUCUCAGUGGUGUCCGUGAGGCCAGCAAGAUCACAGCGCUGUAAAACCGUCACGCCAAAACGCUGCAGCGCAGAACUGUUAUGCCAGCGCUGCAGCCGCCAUUUCUGCACUUAGAGGAUGUCCUAAAACUCUUUUACUUCUAAAUUAUUAUACUUCUAUUUCACAGUUUUGAGAUCUUGUUAACUUUAAGAGCUCAUCACGAUAAAGUUACAGCCAGAGUCAUAAUGACAUUAAUCAUGUGUUGAUGCAUUUGUCUACUGAAUGUUAAAUUAUGAAUUCAUACAGGGUUAAAACUAAAUGAAAUAAAGGUUUAUUGUCUAGGCAAUUGGACACCACUACUACGCCAUUAUGCAUCAUCAUUAGCUCAUAUUUCAAAGAAAAUGCGCCAAUGUUUAUCUCAAACUUCCAAGAUGCCGUCGAUUCCUCUAGUGAUCUCCGUAACAGCAAAUCAUUUUUUUUUACAUUUGCUCAUUUUCAGCAUGAAAAUGUAUUAGCCUUUUGGCUUUCGUUGGCGUGUUCUCAAUAAUGUUGCAAUAAACACGCAAUCUGAAAGCACUGUUUAUUUACAUUGUGUAAAUAAUUAUCAAACGUGCGGUAAAAGAUCCCAAAAAGCAAAGUAAAAGCAAAUUUCCCACCACUGCGCUUGUAUGUAUGCUAUCAAGUCACCAGGUAUAAAUAAAAUAUGACCUGGGUGAUAUGAGUCUCUCAGCUCGCUUUGGCAGCCAUGUUGCCGAUGUAGAUGGUAAAUUUUCACAUACCCCUUCGUUUGAAGUCCUGAAAAUCUUUGUUUGCGGGGCUAUCUGGCACUUCCUCCUACCCCUCCAACUAAAAGAGAAUUGGGACACCCCUACCCCUAAACCUUAACGUGAAAACGAAUGGGAAAGUGAAGGGGAGCAUUGGAAUUGGGCCUUAAUAGAAACAAAGGGAAUGAGCACCAUCACAAGGUAUCGCUGACUUUAUAGGGACUCUUAUCAGGUGGAAAAAUAUCAUCAGUCUCCAGGGGCCAGUUGUUUAAAAGUAAUCCAUUUAAUUUCAGCUAUCGGAUUAGAUCAAAAUUUUGCAAAUGGUUGUUUAAAACAAAAAAAAUUAUUCCGAAUUUGUAUUGGAUCACAAAAUCCAAUCUAUGUUUUGAUCUGGAUCAAAUCCUUCAAAAUCUUUUAGUAAGAUUGCGAUAUGUUUGAUACCAAAAGUAGGAUUCUUUUGAUCCCAUCUUUUAAUUCCCAAAUACAGGGUGUAUUUCAGGAACAAAAAUGUAAUCAAACUUUUUUUUCUAAAACUUAUAAACCUACAGUUAGUCUACAAUACAACUUUUCUAUCAUGUCAUAUUUAUAAAUGUAUUAUUUUUUUGUUGACAUUUUGCUCUUGAUUAGUUCAGUCCUUAUAAUGAUAAAGUAUUCAAAGUAUAACAUUGGGCUAUCAUAUAAACCUGCCAGUCAAGAAUGAAAAAAAGUCCAUAUAAAUCCAUCAUACAGAAGUCAAUAGCAAAUAAAACAAAUUAAACAUUAAAACAAAAGUAAUCUUUAACUUCAGCUGUACAGUAUAUUGAUCACAAUCAUCAGAGACCAAACACUAAGAAGUAGUUUUGACAACCAGCAUCUCUACAAAUGUAAACUACAAGACAUGUACCACUCGCCUUCAAACCAUUGAUAAACAUUCAUUUCACACUCAUAAACAUCAAUGAGCUGUAAGUAUAUUAAAGGGGUCAUAUUAUGAGAUUUUUUUUAAGAUGUAAGAUAAAUCUUUGGUGUCCCCAGAGUGCAUAAGUGAGGUUUAAGCUCAACAAACCCCACAGAUAAUUAAUUAUAGCAUCUUUAAAUUGCCAUUGUGUAAGCCUGAGCAAAAGUGUGCCGUUUGUGGGUGUGACAUUUAAAAUGCAAAUGAGCAGAUGAAGUGCAAACACUGAUCACAAUGGUGGUGGUUUUUUCUUGUAAUUAAAACUCUAUUGUGCUUUCAAGUCCUUCUUUUCUCCCUCUUACUCUCUGCACUAAAUGGCAUUGCUGUGGUUGGUUAGUGCAGAUUAUGGGGGCGGUAUUAUUGUAAUUGGCCUUGCUACCUACCUCACAAAACAGGCGAAUUCUGAACGACCUAAUUUUUCACACGCUUGCAGAAAAUGGCUUACCCAAACAAAGUUACUGGGUUGAUCUUUAUCACACUAUGUUGAUAGAAGCACUGGGGACCCAAUUAUAACACUUAAACAUGGAAAAAGUCUGAUUUUCACGCUAUGACCCUUUAAACAACAUGUAAACAUGGCAAACCUUGUCAUAACGUUAAGAUGACAUGAUGAUAAUAAAAACAUGAAUCGGUCAAAAGGUGCUCUUUAAAAACAAACAAACAACAGAUAAAUGAUCACAAUCAUGAAUUGACUUUAUUACUAUCAUCUAUAUAUCCUGAAGGGCACGUGUCCUAGUACAGUGUUUAGUCUUAUACACGUGUCUGUCAUUGUCUAAUCCUGUAGCUUCUUCAAAUGUGUUGGUUUUUUUUAGGGUUGGACCUAACUCUUUAGGAUCUGUACUCUGUCAUACUUAUAAAUGACUGAUAGUAGCAUACAUUUCAG
This is a messenger RNA of Paramisgurnus dabryanus, 5077 nucleotides long. It is a transcript of the gene kdm1b, whose product is annotated as lysine demethylase 1B. The record is from RefSeq and is a predicted model, not a curated record. NCBI's taxonomy places the organism in Eukaryota, Metazoa, Chordata, Actinopteri, Cypriniformes, Cobitidae. Gene Ontology annotation, molecular function: zinc ion binding; oxidoreductase activity; protein binding.